Mesorhabditis belari is the source of this 846-nucleotide messenger RNA. NCBI's taxonomy places the organism in Eukaryota, Metazoa, Nematoda, Chromadorea, Rhabditida, Rhabditidae. The record is from the annotation of a GenBank genome assembly.
AUGCCAUUUCUACUGGUGACAGGUUAUCCAGCAUGCGGGAAAUCAACGAUUGUCGACAGAAUUGCUGAACAUUUUCGAGAAAAGGGAAAAGAGGUAAACAUCAUAAGAGAAGACGACUAUCAUCUAUUCGAUCGUUCGGUCUAUAAUGAUGCUACAAAAGAAAAAGAAUUCCGUUCUUAUCUACGAUCCGAACUGCAGAAAAUGAUCUCGAAAAAGAAUAUCGUGAUAUGUGAUGGGCUUAAUUAUAUCAAAGGGUUCCGUUACGAGCUAUUUCUAGUUGGAAAGCUUGCAAAGACAACGUACGCCGUUUUGCAGAUAGAUGGCACUGAAGAAACAUGUCGUUAUCUAAAUGAGCAGAAAUCUCCAAACGAAAGGCAAGUUGGACGACUGGAGACAGAAGACCCUACAUUCUCGGAUGACCUAUCGGUAGACUUAGACAGGCCCGCUCCUAGAUAUGUUUCUCUUCCACUAACUGAUCUGUAUGAAUGGCUGAUCGAGGGUACUGCGCUGAAAGAAAAUCAAAGCACGACUACGGUCCCUCUUGCCCCCACAAAUUUCUUGCACGAACUGGAUAGAACGACGCAAGAAGUGAUUCAAUACAUUGUCGAAGCUCAACGAACGGCCAUUAUUGGACAGGAAAUUGUGGUAACGCAUGCGGAGGACGGUAAAAAUAAAUUACGUUUUACAAAAGUGCGCAGUUUACCAGAAUUGUCUCGACUUCGUCGUCAAUUUAUAUCAUUUUCAAAGACGCAUCCCAUUGAGAAAAAGGAGAUCGGUAAUCUUCUUUUUUCCGGUUUGGAGCAGACGAAUAGUGAUCGAAACUUUGUGAUAUUUAGUGAAAGCACU